Molecule: messenger RNA, 1356 nt
Organism: Suillus plorans
Lineage: Eukaryota; Fungi; Basidiomycota; Agaricomycetes; Boletales; Suillaceae
Exons: 2
Coding region: 46-1356 (436 amino acids)
Source: RefSeq, a predicted model, not a curated record
CUUGCAGCGCUUGCAAGGACAUGCAAAAUCUUUCACGAGCCUGCGAUGGAUUUGCUGUGGACUGAAAUCCAUGGGUUAGAACCACUGCUAGGCUGUGUAGCGAGGUUACAUCCACUGAUAUAUCGUAUGGGUACAAGGGCGGAAGGCGUCGAGCCAUUAUCUGCCCAUGAGGCCCGUCAAUUUCUGCGUCACUCCUCCCGUAUACUCACAUUGAACAUAUCGGAAAGGACCCAUCUCCAACUUAUCUCUGUCAUUCCCGCCAAUGUAUACGUAUUUCCGAGGCUGAGGUCGUUAAGUCUUCCCACCCCAUUUUUGAAUCUCUUUCUGCCUCUCACGUUGCACCAACGUCUAUUGAACAUCGACAAGGGUCAGCGAAUUUUUGUGACACCUUGCAGUGCUUUGGAGCAUUUGGACAUUCACCCUGACGGCUAUUAUGACAUCGCAAGUCGGCUGUCCCUGCUAUCCGAUAGGAUUCGUCGGUGCACACGGCUUGUAACCCUGUCUUGUCCAAUGCUCAACUGGGAAACAUGGAAGCACCUCUCCUGCCUCCCUACUCUUCUCGAAUUGGAAAUCGAUCAAGCGUAUGAUGACACUCCUUCACUAUCAAAACGAGAUAUCGUGAAUUUAUCAUUCCUUAACAUCACGAGCCUUUCAUUUCGAGUGGCCGAUGGUGCAGAGAUCAUCACAGUCAUACAACACUCACAAUUUCCUUCACUAAAAAAGUUCAAGUUUGCAGCCCACUUUCUGUAUUCAGAAGAGGCCGAGCAACUCUUUCAUGCUCUGUCCUGCUGCAAAGCGUGUCAGACUCUAGAAGAAAUCAAGAUUUGUUCUCCUGAUGAAGACAACCUUGUACCAGACAGCGAGCCUGUGACCCCAGUUCCACAUUUGCUUUGCUUUACACAACUUCGAACCCUGCAGCUCUGGUUCUAUAAUCCCUGCAUCUACCUGGACAAUGACAUUCUCUCCCAAGCUAUGUCUAGUUGGCCGCACAUCCGCACUCUGGACAUCAACUACUUAGACGACCAUCAUUCUCCUUCCGGAGUCUCCCUCCAUGGAUUAUUCGCAGCGCUCAGUCUAUGUCCACAAUUGCAUACACUACGGAUUCCAAUCAAUCUUGCAACUAUCAACGUUGAUCCUCAUGCUGAGCCAAUACAACAUACCUCCCUACGAUCAUUGGAACUUUUGGAUAUAUCCCAGUCUCAAAUAGCAGAUGCUGAAGCUCUCGCUCGCAUCAUUUCCGCCUGGCUCCCUUGUGUCGACAAAGUUGAAAGCAUUGGUAGCACUUGGGAUGAAGUCAACAAGCAUCUCAAAUCUUCGACAGUGGCUACUGCGCUGUACAUCGCGGGAGCCUCCUAG